Diabrotica balteata is the source of this 5249-nucleotide messenger RNA. NCBI's taxonomy places the organism in Eukaryota, Metazoa, Arthropoda, Insecta, Coleoptera, Chrysomelidae. The record is from the annotation of a GenBank genome assembly.
GUGGGAUUUGACAAAAAGGGGAAGUAAUAAGGAUACUGUUUUUAAACAAAUAAUUAAAUUACAACAGCAAUAUAUUAUUAUUAAUGUUGGAGAACGAAAAAUCUAAACUACACGAAAGUUAGAAUGCAGAAAAUGGCAAGAGAUUACGAUCAUUUAUUUAAAUUGCUAAUAAUAGGAGACAGUGGUGUAGGAAAAAGCUCCUUGCUGCUAAGGUUCUCAGAUAACACAUUUACUGGAAGUUAUAUAACUACAAUAGGAGUAGAUUUUAAAAUAAAAACAGUUAAUGUGAAUGGUCAGAAAGUGAAGUUGCAAAUAUGGGACACUGCUGGUCAGGAAAGGUUCAGGACAAUAACAAGUACCUACUACAGGGGUACACAUGGGGUUAUAGUGGUAUAUGAUGUUACUAAUGGUGAGAGCUUUGCCAAUGUAAAGAGGUGGCUUCAUGAAAUUGAACAAAAUUGUGAUUUAGUUAAUAAAGUAUUAGUUGGAAAUAAAAAUGACACUCCAGAUAGAAAAGUGGUGCUGACAGAGGAUGCUCAAAGGUUUGCAGACACUAUGAACAUUAAGUUAUUUGAAACAUCAGCAAAAGACAAUGUGAAUGUAGAAGAAAUGUUCCUAUCAAUAACGAAAUUAGUGUUACGCUCAAAGUUGGAGAUGCAAGAAAGGCAAAACAUCCACUCAAAUGAUACAGUCAAUUUAAGGAAAUCUAACAAACAAGGAAGGAAGAAAAAUUGUUGUUAGCCUAUAAACUUUUUAUAUUGCAAUUUUGUGUGGGUGUAUAGAAGAAUGAAUGGAGCAAUUUAUCUAUAAGGUUUUUUUUUAAUUGGUACUGUUUCGUUUGUAGUUUGACAUAUCUGACAUAUAUAAAUUAUUUUUACAAAUAACUAUUAUAUAUGAGACAAAGAUAUUAGAGUUAAUUAUGGGAAUUAACUGAUUUGCUGUAUUUUCAAAUCAUUUUUAAUAAACUACAAAUAGAUCUUUGCCUCAAGGAUAUUUCAUUUGAAUGGGUUAUCUUAUAGGUACUACAGUAUACAAGUCAAUUAUACGAAAUUAUUUAUUUUCUAUUCUAAAAAUCAUCGAAUUUUGUCUUUUCUCUUUUCAUUUUCAAAAUAACAUGAAAUAUUCCCCCAAAAAAUUAUCCACAACACGACUGUCUAGAACUAUCUUAAAAUACAUUAUCUAAUGUACAUUUGUAUGUGUUUUGUCUGCUGUAACUCCAAGUUAUACAAAGUUACACAAUUUUAACAUUAUAAAUAUCUCACUUAAGUUUAAUCCUUAAUCACUCACCUGAAAAACUCCCAUAUGAAAAAAGCUGACUUAUUUUAUAAAAAACAUUUCUUCUUCCCCUUUAUCAUCAAUUCCCAUUGCAUAGCACACAGAUCCCCAUUCUCUUUUCUGUUUAGUGUUCUCUACUUCAUCUCAGUCUUAAUAUGUCAGUUUAACCAUAUAGUGUUAUUAAGGCAUCCUGCUUUUUAUUCUUGAUCUACUACUUCUCUACAUUCAAAUUCCAAGGUAUUAUAUUUCCAUUACUUGUUCAAUACUGAUCUCAUAAAUUUAUAGUUUACAUCUGAUUACCUUUAUUAUGGUCCUUUGCUGAUUACUAUUGUUUGGUUUUCUGCGUUGAGAUAGUAAUAUUGCGACAUCUGCAUAAGAGUAUUUUUACAUCUUUGUUUCCAUUUUCCCAUACAAACAAUCAAAUAAUGUGUAUUUUAAACAGAAAUAACGUAUUAUACUGUUGCAUUUAGUAAUUUUUAAUAUACAUCAGACUGAGAUUAGAUAUGUUAAACUACUAGAGGUAAUUUUAUAGUUUAGAGAACCCUGUAUAUAACAAAUUUGUACAUACAGAGUUGUUAAUCUACAACGGUGGAGAUAUUUUUCGUUACAGAGCUCUCUAAAGCCGCAGCAAAAGACCAAAAACUAUCAGAGUGAUAUUUUUAAAAAUUCUUUCCUUACCGAAAAUUUAAAAGUCAUAUCGUACAUUUCUCCAGACACCAAUAUAUAACUAGAUUGUCACAUAAAGUUUGUUACAGUAAACUUUGUCACCGACAUGAUGUCAGAAAUGAUAGUAUUUUAUGUCUGGUUUAUUAAAAUGAACAUGAAAAUUUCGACAUUACAUUGGGAUUAUUGGUUGUUGUAACAGCUUUGUUCUCAACAAUUUUCAAAUAAAGUAUAAUUGUUUUUUCAUGACAUCAGUAUCCAUAUUUGAAAUGCAAUUUUUAACUUUUUGCAUAAUUUUGGAAAAUAAGAAAGAUUUGCAUGGACUAUGCAAAGUUUUCUACCGCUUGUCACAUCAAUGUCCAUAUUUAUAAAGAAAUUGUUAAUUUUUAUGCAAAAUUUUAUAUAAAUAUGCAAAAUUUUAUAUAAAUAUGCAAAAUUUUACAUAACUAUGCAAUAUUAAAAAAAAUGAAUGAUUUAUAUUCAGUUUUAAUCUGUUGAUAGUGAUUUACUGGAACAAAUGAUAUAAAAACCAUAAUUUCUAGAACACUAGCGGCUAUGAUUGAGAUUAUCCACAUUUUGAUUUAGAUUUGUCACAAAAAUAUUUAUAUUUACAAUGAAUUUUAACAUUUUUGGGAAAAUUUUCAAUAAUUAUGCAAAAUUUCAUAUAUUGAAUGAAUUAUGCAAAGUUCUAAACUCAGUAUCUAUCAGUGCUAUUCACAGUACUGGGGUCCUUGAUUGAUAUAUUUCAGUUUUUAAUUUAUUACAUCAAUAUCCAUAUUUAUGUUGAGGUAGAUUGAAACAUUAUGCAAACUUUUAUAAAAAUACUCAAAGCCUCAUAUAUGUAGAUGCAACAGACCAACAAAAUGAAAUCAUACACUAAAGGAUAUUCAUAAUUGUAUAGAUACAAAAAUUUUUGAAUAUUUUUCCCAAUUCGACUAUAUCAAAAGUGAUUUUUCAGUUAGUUAUCAAGAUCAAACUAUCAAAAUAUGCAAAUUCUCAAUUACUGGCAUGGAAUAUGCACGCAACUAUUGGUGUCUGAGCGAAAUGGUUUUUGCAAUUUUAAGUGUGAUAGAUGGAGGCAUAAGCGUGUUUGUAAAAAAUAUAAAUAAUUAAAAAAACCGUUUUCAAUGUUAGCCAAAAUUUUUCCAAUUUUUUAGUACCUACUAUACCCUUCCAUUUUUAAAUUUGUUAUAUAUUUAUGUACUCUCUUAGUUAAUUUGAAUUGUACAUAUUCACUAUCUUUUUUAUAUUCACCAUUAGGUUUUACUUUUAACCCUUAUUCCCGAGAUCUCUACAAAACGAUAUUAAAAUGACAUGUACGGUUUCAUGAAAGUCCACAAUUGACAUUUAAUUUUAAGAGAUAUUCUUUGUGUUCCAUUUAUAACGGUUUCUUUAAGAAAACAGUCCACAGUUUUUUAUAUAAAGAUGCUAAGAUUCUAAAUUAGCUUUGUGGAGAUCCCUGAGGAUAAUAACCAGACCUCUAACAUUUGAAGAUAUUUUAAUAGCAAUGUAUAUUACUAUUAAAUAAUAAAUCUGUUAAAAAAUCUCAACUAUUAGAGGUCUACUUUAUAUUAUUUUAGUAUGUCUAAAUAUAAAAAUGAACUGAUAUACCUAUCUAACAUUUUGAAAUGAUAAAAUGCUUUGAUAAUUGAGAAAAUAAGGGAUAAAAUGAGAAAUUCUUGUCGGAUUUGUUUUUUUUCGAUAUAUCGAAAAAAGAAAUCAAAUAUUACAAACGCCAAAUUGUCUGGAUCCGAGUUAAUUAAUCAUUUUGUUUUUCUGGACAUGACUACUAGCUCCAUUAAGAAUCUGAUUUACCCGUAAAUGCGCGUCACCGAUUCAGCAAGUUGGGCGAUUGUUAUAUUUUAUCAAGUUGUACUAAUCUAUAUUUUGAUAUUGUAGCUGUAAGUGUACCUUUAUUCCAGUGAUGUACUGUGUAAUUUUUUUGUUAUGAUCCUCAACUAAGUUGGCAUAUUAUAAUGCAAACUUCAUAUAAUUUUGUUAAAAGCCCAAGAUAUUUGUAAUUUGAAUUACUAAUGAGGUAAGAAUUAACGUGGCAUAACUCAAUAUUUGCAAUUUCACCAAUAUAUACAUUGAUAAAAGUGUGUGGAAUAUAGAUAGUUAAAAAAUUAAUCACAAAUGAAUAUGACAGCACUGACGUUACCAUGAUAUGUCCAACACCAGGUAGCCACGCCCCUUUCAAUAUUAUAUGAAUUCAUCAUGGGACAACACGAUAGGCAACGCUCACUUUAAAUAUGGCGAAUUUGACAUAAUUACUGAAAUGGCAGAGAGGGGAUAGCAGAUGACAGUUACUGUCAACAUGCUUGACAUAAAUUACAAGCAGUAAAUGAGAAGUAACAUUAACAGAUAAAUGACGAUUGGUAGAUAAGAAUUUACCUAAUAACUAGAAUACUGUGUACAUAUUGCUUAGGUUAAACUUUGCAAAAGACAUUGCCACAUUCUCUUUGAAUAUGGCAGCUUUGACAUCACGAAAGUCUGUUUGUCUGUUCAGGAGCAUAGUAAUCCAUGCCCUUUUAAAUAUGACCGCUCCGCCGUCAAGCUGUACAGUACUGCGAGACUCAUUCAAUCUGGCAAUAUUGACGUCAUUGUUGAGAUGACAGUUAUUGGCAAAAUGGUUGGCAUACAUUAUUAGUUAAAUAUGACAAAUAAAAUGAUUAUUGGUAAAAACUGGCAGAAUAUCUCAAAUACUGUAUACAUAUUACCCAGGCUAAAGAAGAAUGGAAAAAUCAAUAGGACUAUAUAUAAAGACCUCUCUUUGUAAAUGUUCGAUACUUGAUUUAUUUUGUGAUAACAAAUUGUUGUUGUCAAUUGUAGCUGCCGUAGUUUACAGAAUUCGGUAUUAAAAGAAACAUUAAAAUAUUGAGUUAUGCUAUUUUUACUGGAUCAUCUGAGAUUGAGUGAACAUUUGAUCUGUCAUUGAACUCUCCUACCACUCUCGCUAUAUGUUCGUAAAUAAAAUAAAAGCUUCCAUUUGUUUCUCCCCUUUUUACUUAAAUGUAUAAUCAGUAGAGACUAUUUGUAUGAAAUUAAAGUAUGGUUUCAUAAAGAAAUUUGUAAAAAUUGGUGUACAUGAUAUUUUUUAGGUGAUUCGCUUAAUUAAAUAUAUAUUUGGAAUAUUGUAAAAAUGAAAUGUUGGUUUUCAACGGGCAUAUCAAGUUGCUGAGAAUCAUUAAUAGACAAUAUUAAAUUAAUUAUUUAUUUAAUGAUACAAUGAAGGAGCAUUAUUUUAAUUGCAAAGUGUUAAAAUUACGUGUAAUCUGUUUAUUAUCAAAUAAAUUGUAUAUUUGUUGUGG